Messenger RNA from Gryllus bimaculatus (two-spotted cricket), 6380 nucleotides. Lineage: Eukaryota; Metazoa; Arthropoda; Insecta; Orthoptera; Gryllidae. The record is from the annotation of a GenBank genome assembly.
AUGUCCGAUAGUGAACUAGAGCAAAAGGGGCCAGGAGAGACAGAAGUACAUAGUAUGUACGGAUGCGCUGCUGCGGCCUUGCACCCCUUCCACCUCAGCGGCAAUUCGUCGCAGAGCGGUGCAGGCGGUGGGCUUACGCCGGAAUGCCGGUUCCGGUUUGCAUGCGUUGUUCCCACACUCCCCUGAGGAGUAUAUUGCUAUGCUCAACAAGUGUUCAUGAAAUUAAAUUUAUUUUUCUUGUGGCAAAAUUAUUAUACCAUAAUGAGUGAAUUAUUGCAGCGAAAUUUCCAGUCGUUGUUUGUAAGUAGGAGUACUGCUCUUGAAAAUGAAACACCAUAUAAGGAAGACAUUUCAGGAGUGGCACAUGAGGAGUUGUUGUUUUCCCAAGUGGCUCAACCAGUCACCCUUCCAGAACAUCUAAGAAAGAGUAUAUUGAGUCCCACAUAUUCACCACAGAUAAAAGUGAGCUACAUUGAACAGUGUUUUGAUGAUGUUAAGUAUCUGGCUGAAGGAUCUUUUGGUGUUGUAUUUGAAGCUAGAAGUAAAGAUGAUGGGAAAUUAUAUGCUGUUAAGCGAUUUAAAAAACCUUUUACAAAUAGAAAACAGAGGAGUAUCAGAUUGGGAGAGAUUCAUCGAUAUGCUAGUAUUCCACAAAGUCGUUUUUGUGUGGAGUUAAUAAGAGCUUGGGAAGAGAAUGCUUUCCUGUUUGUGCAAAUGGAACUGUGCUCAGUGGCAUUAAAACAGUACGUUUUGAGGGUGGGAUUGUCAGAAGAAUUGCUGUGGAAGAUUCUCCUGGAUUUGUUACUGGCUGUGAAACAUCUUCACACAAAUCAACUAAUUCACCUUGAUAUCAAACCAGAUAAUAUUCUAGUGUCUUCUGAUAAUACGUUUAAACUUGCUGAUUUUGGGCUAAUGUUGGAUGUGUCAAAGGGCCCAAUAAAAGAUGCAGAGGAAGGUGAUGCUCGCUAUUUAGCUCCUGAGGUGUUGCGAGGCAUGUUCACACAAGCCGCUGACAUCUUCAGUUUGGGCAUCUCGUUGCUAGAGGUGGGAUCUAGCAUGCAGCUGCCAGGCCACGGGCCCCUAUGGCAGGAGCUGCGGAGAGGCAUUUUGCCUUAUUGCAGAUUGGCUUGUAGUUCGAAAGAAUUUUUUUAUUUAAUUUGUGAAAUGAUGUCUCCUCUGCCCGAUGAUCGUCCAUCAGCCAGCAAACUCUUGAAGUACAAUAGAUUGUCCAAAAUGUACCACAAGCGCCGUCUGCAUGCCUUCUUCACUGAUGUGACUUCAACUAUGAAAUCAAUUUGCAAAUGUAUGGCUAUGCAUUGUGGAAUAAAAUUUCUCAAGCCACUGGUAUCGCGGAUGUGCCCCACAGCCUGGAAGCGGAAGGCAGCAUUAAAUCAGCCUGACUUGAGAAGAAUUGGGCAUCGAUGUCAGGAUCCGCCUCCUUUAACACGGCCAAUCACCACCCGCACAAAGGAGGAAGAGCGGCUAUUUCACCUGCGCUUGUCAGCUUGCAAGAAAAGGCUGACUUUCGAUGAUGAAAACUCCAUCUUGAGUCCAGUGACAACUUCUGUCGGGAAUGCUGAAAUAGAUGAUUCUGAAAAUCAAUCCUCUCCCAAGCGCAGGAGAUUAUUUGAUUAAAGACUGCAGAUAAGAUUUAUAACCAGUGGUAAUUUAUGAUUGAAGAACACCAAAUGAUAUUUUCUUCUGGUUGUAAGUCAAUGAAAGCUCUCAUUCCCCCCUAUGCAAUUUUUAUGUUGCAAGAUUUGCGUGAAUAAUAUUUGUGAUAGAAGAAAUUGUGAUUGAUCCAUUACUUGGUGCUGUUCUAAAAAAUAAUUUCAAUAUACAUUUUCAGUACUAACAUAUACUUGACAGUAUUUUGCAUGUAAAGGUUUAAAGUAAAUCAUGUUCACAAAUACUUAAUUAUAAUUGUUGAAGUAAUAUUAUAUUGUCCAGUAUUUUGCUGUAAACUACCAAUUUAAAAUAGCAUUUUUUCAUUGAUCUCUAGCAAAAUGCUGUUGGCAUAGAAUACGCAAUUGUAAUGAUCUAGAAUCUACAUUAUUGUGGACCAUCUCAAAGAUAAAGUUUAUUUUGUAAAAUUUAUUUAAAAUAUAGUUUAUUUAGUUUUAUCCUAGAGAAUUCAUAUAAAUAAUCAGGGGUGCACAGUGAAAUCAAGAGCCUGGGGGCAGCCCCUUAUAUCAAACACAAGUUCUGCCCCCACCCAAAUGCAUAAAAAGAACUCAUUUCUUCAUACAACGGAAGUAACAGACAGCGGUUAAUUUUAAUUAGAAGUACAUACAUCAUUGAAUGGGGGGAAAAAAUAUUGGGGAUUGGUACGAGUUUUCCCAGCCUGACUCCCACCUCUUCUGAGCGCUCCUGUUGAAUAUGUAACAGAAAUUCAAAAUGUGCCAGUUAUUGUGUUAAUUAUGCAAAUAUCAAGUUCGUUUCUCAGAAGUGGCAAUAAUUAAUAUAUAAUACAAACAUGGUAAUAUUUGUGUCCUAUGUUUUGGAUGACAAGUUCUAUGUAGGUAAGUUUCAUAGAGAAUGAAAAUGAUUUCAGUGUCUAAUGAAUAUUCUAUCCCCUCAUUUAACUUCAGUGCAUUAUUUUCAUGUUAACUAGUUUUUAAGAGUCUGAAACAAGAUCUGAUGUUACUCAAAAAUAGUAUUUACAAUAAUUAUGUCAUUUCAUUGUAAUUUUGUAAUUGAAUGACUUUGAGUGAUGACAUGUAGAUUUUAAUUUUUCUAAAGACUAAGAAAGGAAUUGGGACUGGUGAAAUAUCUGAUCAUGCUAAAAGAAACUUUUUCCUCAAGUUUGCAUAUGUACGCAUUGUAUUAUAUUUUAAUUGUUGGUGUUUUUGAAGAGUAUUUGAAGUUGCAAGUGGAGGCCUCUGCGGCUGAAGUUGGCAUGUACUUGGUUGUUCGGGAUAGGGCCUAGGCACAGACGCCAGCAUUUGAGCCAUAUGCUGUGACUUUCCUCAGGGCGAAAAUCCUAGGCACAGACCUAGGACGCACCUUCUGGACAGCCAAGUAGAUCAUAUUUGAAGUUUCUAUUAUCGUUUUAAGCAAGUCAAACACAAAAACUUAUGUACGCUGCAAACUUUUCAUCUGUCCAAUUUCAGACCACCUUAGUUCCAAAAUAAGUUAUAUGCAUUAUCACAGUAAAAAAUUCAAAAUGCAACAAAUGCUGUGAAGAUGCAAUUGCAGAUGAAACAUUACACAAUUUAUACAUUGUGUUUGUCCUGCUGAAAUCAGUAACUAAAAUUUCAAAUAAUUUAUAUGUAGGUGCCACAACUAUUACAACAUACUUUAAUUGUUUUUAUUUCAUUUAUUACAUAGCAAAUAACUAAUUUUUCUACUCUGUGUAUUGGAUUUUAUUAAUAUCAGACUGUUAAUGAUUUAAUUUCUGAUAUUUAAUCAGUUUCAUUUUGUAAUUUCUAAUUAUUUUUAUUGAUUUCUAAAUUUUUAUUUUUAAAUAUUGUCUACAUUUAGUGUGUGUGUUUGGGAUAUUAAAUGUACAUUCCAAUGCAUUUCCUUUCAUUGCCUAUUUUGACGAUUCAUGAAUACUGUCCACAUCCAUUCUAUAAUGGAUAAAAACAUAAUUUCUCAUCAACCUUAAUGGAGCAUAUUAUUUGGGACUGUGGUUCUUCUUUUAUCUGUACAAAACAUAUUGAGGAGCUUUUAAUUAACACUGUCUACUGUAAUUUAAAUUUGGAUGCAGACAUCAGUUCAUCUAAAUUGUUAAAAAUACGGUAUGAAUUAUACUUGGCAUAUACCUCCAGAUUAGCAGAUCUUACCCUUUCAAGGUUCUUCAUCUCCGUUAUUCUUUUCUUGUCAGCUGAAAAUGUCUCGAACAGGAGUUUCAGGCCUUGAUAAAUAAUCUGCACUGUCCAUUACUUGAAAUGGUACGACACGUGAACAAAGAAUUUCCAAACAAAUACGUAACCAACCGCAUAUUCUAAUUUAGUUGCAAUUAAUUUCAUUUAAGUCAAGAAUUAACAUACCCCUAUCAAGUCAAGGAUACACUAGUGGAUCUUUCAAAAGCUUUUCAGUGUUUCACCUCUAUCUCUCAAUGUCCAAUUGGUGGAAGUACAACUCUCAGACCUACAACAAUUUAAAAGUCAAUAUUUAAUAAGCAUUAAUCGUGCAAAUUAAUAAAACACUUAUGAGUUUAAAGUUUUUUUUUUUUUAAAUACCUACCUUUGAAUUAUAUUUGAAAGUAAUCGUUUCCUCCCUUAUCCUUACACUUCGAUCUUUGUGGAAAAACUUAUUACACUAACAGAAAGCCUAACCCGGAGUCCAAUACUCUAACAGAAAGGCCAACCUGGGGAGUUUCCAUUACAAUUUAGAACACAACACUUGAAUGGCAUUAUUGAAGUAACCUAUAAACACACAAAUAAGGAUUUGUGUAGUUCAGAAUUUUGUAUUGUCUUUACACUAUGUAUUCACGUAAGUCAGUGUCUGUACAUUAACCGAAAAGCCUUGUAACACAUUUUGACAAUUUGAACCACAAAUAAAUAAUUAGUUUAUAGUAUUGGCCUUAAUUUCAGGACUAAUGUGUAACAUGAAUAAAUCCAAAACUACAAUUUAUAGUACUUUCCAAGUUCGAAUACUACUAAUUGUACUUCCCAAGUUUGAAUUACGGUAAUUUGUAGCUGAAAAUCACAAAAACGUAACAGACCAAGACACAGAACAUAGAAACAAAUUACUUUGUAGGGCUACUUAUGCAUCACAAAAUCAUUACAGGCUUUAGUAUUCCACAGAACGCUGGUCUACUUCAAACAUAUUUCAAUUUAUUCAAUUAUAACAUUUUUGAAUUUAAAACAUUAAUUACCUCUUAUUAGUAUAAACGAUUUUUACUCUCGCUCACUUUCUCUAUCUCCAUGUAAUCAGAUUUUUCAUGAGCUGUUUGUGUAACCUUAUUUGUAGAAAUUCACCCUGCUGUUAGGAAUUGCUUCCUAAUGCUAAAACUAACUUUCUAAUAGUUUAUUUGUGUAUGUAGGGCAUUAAGUAGAUGUUUUUGCUCUUCGGGAGACUUCCAAACCUUAGGCCAGAGACCCUUUAGAUUUGGUAGUAGCCCUAGAGGCCAAAAAACAGUGCAACUGUGGUGUAUACAAAAACUUUGAUUUAGUGGUUCAUUGCUAACUCAAACCAGAAUCUGGAACUUUUUAAAAUUUUCCUUGCUAUCAAGGCUAAUUACUACUUGCAUAAUCAUAGUUUGAUUUGUUUGUACAAAAUGAAAGACUAUUGUGAAAUAAAUAAAUAAAAUGCUCAAAAAAGCCAGCAAAAGUCUGGGCAACUCUUUCCAGUAAUUUAUUGAGAAAUAUAUGAAAAUCACUAAGGUGUAUAUGAGAAUGAUGUAGAAAAUAAGUGUGAAUUGCGUUGAUGAAACUGUCCUGAUACCUGAUAACACCUUCCUAAAUUAUUAGAAAGUGUCAUCCUCACCAGCGAUAUUUUUCAUUAUUUAGAAAAUUUCUUUGCAUCAAAAAAACAUUUCAGGGAUGUUAAGGUAUGUUUUUUCUACAUCUAUUACUACUGGUACUAGGUAUCUAUUACUUUUGAAGCAUGUGUGUCUCUGAAACAUAUGAUAUGUUACAGUGAAAUAAAAGUGACUAUUGGGAAUUCAUGGGAACGUUCCAAAAUUGCAAUAUUCAUAUCAUUUUGACUAAAUAAUAUUUAUAACUUACUUAAGUAAUUUUUCUUACUUAAUCUUACUCGAUCAUUAUACAAUUUAUUCAUCUGUUUUAUAAAAGAAUGUGUUAUUUGUUGUUAGUAGUGAAGCAGGCAUAAAGUAUUAAAAAGGCUCAUGCAGGCAUAGAGAAUCCAAAAGGCUCCCAAGGGUAUACCUUUUCCUGUUUUGUUUCAGGUCCUAAGCACACAGCAAUAAACUAGUAAACCUUAAAAUGUAUUUGUCUAAGCUGGAGGACAUAUUUUUGAAUUGCAAAGAUCUUUCAAAAUGUCAAUUACGUUUAACUUGAGUACUGUCAUUUUAUACUUUUAUUGUAAACCUAAACUUCAAAUGAUCUCUUUCAGUGUGGUUUGAUGUUGUUAGUUUUUUGUGUAAAAAUAUUUAACAUUUGUUAUGAAUAUUUGAAGGGUUUUUUGUUGUUGUUUUUUUAGUUUGUGUAAAAGCUAGCAAUAAAAAUGAUGGAAUUAAUAUUCUGCUGGUAAAUCUACCAUACACCCAUUUAUAUCCUCUUUACCAUUUUGAGAAAAUUUUUUUGUAGGAGGUAAGCGUUGCGUGCCAUGUUAAUGGGUGAUCUCAAAGUAUGUUUUUAAUAUGUACUUAUUUACCACUAUAAGAUCUCAGGAUGUUAGUGGCAACUGUAAGUGUGUUUCUGCCAAUUUAGAACUUCUCUGACAGAUAUAUAUUAUAUCUGGCUAAUAUA